UUCAUCUGCUUUAAAAACUCGCGAUAUAGAAAAAGUAAUCUUUGGUGGUGAUCUUUUGGUUUCCGAAGAUGGAGACCACUGUACUGCAGGUUUCUGGGCGCGUCAAGAUGAUAGUAAUUUCUUAGUAACUGCAGGGCAUUGCGCAAAAGAUAACACUCAUACUCCUGAUGGAAAUGUUAGAUUUUAUCAUGACACAAUUCCUCGCUAUUUUGUUGGAGAAAUGACAUAUUAUGAAUACCAAGAAGUUGAUUAUGGCUUUAUUUUGGUUGAUAAUCCUGAAAUCUUAGUCAUUCCAAAUAUAAAAAAUGUUAAUGGUGCUUAUAGAGAAUUAUUUAUUAUUGGUACUGUAGAUACAGUUACCGUAGGUUCUCAAAUAUGUAUUGCUGGUGCAUUCUCUCAUGUAUCUUGUGGCAACGUAACAGGAAUAAAUGUGUCCGCAGAAUUGAGAGAUGGAGGAAAGCUUGAAGGCGCUAUUAAUUCAACUGCCAUUGUUCAAAGUGGUGAUAGUGGUGGUCCUGCAUUCCAGUUUAAAGAUAGAUUCCCUCAAUUCGUUUAUUUGGCUGGUAUAGCUAUAGCUGGUGGCGAGAAUUUUAGUUACAUUGAACCACUAAACAAGAUUUUAGAUGAUAAUAUGAUUCCUGUUAGCUACAACCCUAUUUUAUUUGAUUUUGAUACACCUCCGUAG
Cetraspora pellucida is the source of this 685-nucleotide messenger RNA. The record is from the annotation of a GenBank genome assembly. Lineage: Eukaryota; Fungi; Glomeromycota; Glomeromycetes; Diversisporales; Gigasporaceae.